Chilo suppressalis (striped riceborer) is the source of this 1140-nucleotide messenger RNA. Lineage: Eukaryota; Metazoa; Arthropoda; Insecta; Lepidoptera; Crambidae. The record is from the annotation of a GenBank genome assembly.
AUGAACGUGAUAACAAUCCCAAAGCCACAUAAAGUGGCUAGCGUUUUGAAGAAACAUAUACCGUUUUCCGAAGAAGAAGAUGAUGACGAUACAAGUACGGUGGCAAUAAAAACGGAAAACGGUACACAAACUAAAUUUGGAAAAGGCAAAGGAAAAUGUAUUUCUAACGGAAUAAUACAAAAAUAUAUAAAGCAAAUAGUACCAACACAAAAACCGAAGAAACGAAAAGUGAAACUGAUGGAUUGGAAAAAAUAUCAUAGAUUGAAUGUCAUAUAUGAAUUCAUAGAUGAACUGGAGAGGGAUUAUCCUGCGAUUUGCACAGUGUCUGUUAUUGGAAAGUCAGUGGAAGGCCGCGACAUCAAAAUGUUGAAAAUAUCAAACAGCGAUGCUAGCAACUCCGCGGUGUGGCUAGACGCAUCAAUACACCCUCGUGAGUGGAUCACCACCGCUGUCGUCACUUACAUAGCCGACAUGAUAGUGAAGAAUUUUCAGAACUUAUCAAACUCCAUCACAAACAAGGAUUGGCACAUAGUUCCAGUGCUGAAUCCAGAUGGCUACGAAUAUACUCACACCCACGACCGCAUGUGGAGGAAAAAUAGAGCUUGUUACAAUGGCGAAUUUGGUGUCGACCUAAAUAGAAACUUCAGUUAUGGCUGGGGAAAUAAUGGUAACGAAGGUUCUUCGGAAGAACCAAAUAACAUAUUUUACAGGGGUCCUGCGCCAUUUUCGGAACCAGAAAGCACAGCUGUGAGAGAUACGAUACUCGGUUCGACGACGCCUUUUAAGGUGUUCCUGUCGUUCCAUAGCUACUUUGAGCUGAUCAUAUUCCCCUGGGGCUUCAAGAAGGAGCCAUGUAAAGACUACUUGCGUUUGCUGGAAGCAGGCACGGCCAUGGCCAGGGCAAUCCAGGAAACUUCUGGUAUGACAUACAGAGUUGGAAGCACAAAGGACUUGACAUACUACGCUUGUGGCACAAGCAUAGAUUGGAGUUACGCCAUCGCAAAAAUACCUUACUCGUAUAUGAUCGAGCUGAGGGGUAGAAAGCACAGAUUCAAACUGCCAAAAGAUCAAAUCACAGGCAACUGCGUUGAAAUUUGGAAUGCAAUCAACUCAUUGAUGAACUAUAUUGAUAACCAUUAG